Molecule: messenger RNA, 852 nt
Organism: Ruditapes philippinarum (Manila clam)
Lineage: Eukaryota; Metazoa; Mollusca; Bivalvia; Venerida; Veneridae
Exons: 1
Coding region: 1-852 (283 amino acids)
Source: RefSeq, a predicted model, not a curated record
AUGGCAAGGAUAUUGGGUGAUGGUAUUGGUAAUGAUGAUGGUAAUUAUAAUGGUGUAGGAGAUGGUAAUGAUUAUGGUGUUGGCGAUGUUGAUGAUGAUGGAAAUGAUAAUGGUGUUGGCGAUGGUAAUGAUGAUGGUGUUGGCAAUGGUAAUGAUAAUGGUGUUGAUGAUGAUAAUUAUAAUGGUGUUGGAGAUGGUUAUUAUAAUGGUGUUUGCGAUGUUGAUGAUGAUGGAAAUGAUAAUGGGGUUGGUGAUGGUAAUGAAAAUGGUGUUGGCGAUGUUGAUGAUGAUGGAAAUGAUAAUGGUGUUGGCAAUGGUAAUGAUAAUGGUGUUGGCGAUGUUGAUGAUGAAGGAAAUGAUAAUGGUGUUAGUGAUGAUAAUGGUGUGGGCGAUGGUAAUGAUAAUGGUGUUGGCGAUGUUGAUGAUGAAGGAAAUGAUAAUGGUGUUGGCAAUGGUAAUGAUGAUAGUGUUGGUGAUGGUAAUGACAAUGGUGUUGGAGAUGACAAUUUUAAUGGUGUUGGCGAUGUUGAUGAUGAUGGUAAUGAUUAUGGUGUUGGCAAUGGUAAUGAUAAUGGUGUUGGUGAUGGUAAUUAUAAUGGUGUUGGAGAUGGUAAUUAUAAUGGUGUUGGUGAUGUUGAUGAUGAUGGAAAUGAUAAUGGGGUUGGUGAUGGUAAUGAUAAUGGUGUUGGCGAUGUUUAUGAUGAUGGAAAUGAUAAUGGUGUUGGCAAUGGUAAUGAUAAUGAUGUUGGCGAUGUUGAUGAUGAAGGAAGUGAUAAUGGUGUUGGUGAGGAAAAUGGUGUGGGCGAUGGUAAUGAUAAUGGUGUUGGCGAUGUUGAUGAUGAAGGAAAAUGA